This is a messenger RNA of Osmerus eperlanus (European smelt), 2018 nucleotides long. Its product is annotated as keratin, type I cytoskeletal 19. Lineage: Eukaryota; Metazoa; Chordata; Actinopteri; Osmeriformes; Osmeridae. Gene Ontology annotation, cellular component: cytoskeleton. The coding region runs from base 150 to 2018 and encodes 622 amino acids. The record is from RefSeq and is a predicted model, not a curated record. The transcript is spliced from 7 exons. Gene Ontology annotation, molecular function: structural molecule activity.
UAACGCAUGAAGACUUCACACACACCAGACGACGAAAGAACCCGCACACCACGGCGUCCCAUCAGCACGCGCGCAGCCACGGCAGUAACGAUAGCGGACUGAAGUCUCUCUAGCGCUUAGGCAGUUGUUGUGUUUGAGAAACCGCAGUUAUGACGCUGGUCGGUCAACGGUACUCUGCUCAGUCGUACUGCGGAUCCGGAGGCCACCGGGCGAUGUCUCACGCGGGGUCUUUGGGCUCCGUGCGCUCCAGUUUUGGGGGCGGAGGCAGUGGCUUUAGCUAUGGAUCCUUCGGUAAAGGCUUCGGGGCUGGUGGUGGGGGAGGAGGGGCUGGGUUUCGUAUGGGCUCGGGCGGAGGCGGCGGAGCAGGGUUCGGGGCCGGUAUGGGUGGUGGUAUGUCCAUCGGUUUCACCGGGAACGAAAAGCUGCACAUGCAGUCCCUGAACGACCGUUUGGCGCACUACCUGGAUCAGGUGCGGAUGCUCGAGACCACCAACCGCCAGCUCGAGGAGAAGUUGAAGAGCUUCACUGCAGCCAAGAUAGUGACUCAGGACUUCACCGUGUACGACCACCAGCUGAAACCGCUCCGAGACCAGUUACUGUCUGUCAUGUUAAUGAACACGUACCUGGCUCUCGAGAUCGAUAAUGCCAAACUGGCGGCUGACGACUUCAGAAUGAAGUGGGAGACGGAGAUGUCCGUGCGUCAGACGGUGGAGGGAGAUAUCGCGGGACUGCGGGCUCUCCAGCGAGACUACAACUCAGCCAACCAGGCCUUGGUCCAAGACCUGAACUUGCUCAUGGAGGAGCACACAACCACAAUGACGAUCCAUCAACAGGACCUGGCGACCCUGCAUGGCCGGCUGGGCGGUACAGUGAAUGUGGAGAUGGCAGAGUCCCGCACCUCAGACCUGGCUCAGGCCAUGGCUGACAUCCGUGCAGAGUACGAGGCCGUGGUGGAGAACAACCGCCGCCAGGCCGAGGGCUGGUACAUGACCCAGGUAGAGAUGAAGAAGGCUCAGGUGAUGGAGGUCGUGACCUCUGAAAGCUCGGACAUGAGCGAGGGUCGGAACCAUGCCACGGCCCUGCAGAUUGAGCUGGAGGCCUUUUACAUGGCAAAUGCCAACCUGGAUGAUCGUCUGUCGGAGGUGGGUCUGCAGUUCCACCAGCGCCUGGUGUCGGGGUCUAGGCUGGUGUCGGGUCUGGAGCAGGAGCUGGCGUCCGUGAGGGAGGGCGCUCAGCGGCAGGCUCAGGACUACCAGAUUCUGCUGGACAUCAAGAGCCGCCUGGAGGUGGAGAUCACCACCUACAAGCAGCUGCUGGAGGGGGCCGGGGGGGUGGCUGGGGGGACCGGGGGGGUGGCCGUGGGGGGGGGCAGGGUCUCUAGGAGCCUGGUCACAGAGAUGAGUUCGUCCGGGGGUGGGAUCGGAGGUGUGGGGCUGGGCAGGGCUGGGCUAGUGAUGUCGUCAGGGGGCGGGUCGUCGAUGGCGGUGAAGUCUUCAAGCUCCUCCUUCAGCUCCGUCGCCCAAGCGGGUGUGAUGUCAUCAGGGGGUGUCGGGGGCGGACUGGUGGGGUCGUCGGGCGGGGCCGUGACGAUGAAGUCUGGCAGCUCCUACAGCUCCUCUUCGGGCGGGGCGAUGAUGUCAUCAGGAGGCGGGGCUACGAUCGUCAGGUCCAGCAGAACAGAGAUUUCCUCUUCCACCGGCUCCAGUGACCCUGCAUUGAUUACGUCAUCAGGAGUUGUCGGGGCCCUGACGAUGUCAUCAGGAGGCUCCGCCUUGUCUGGCCUGGGGUCCUCCGGGAUGUUGUCAGGGGGCGGGGCUACGAUCGUCAGGUCCAGCAUCACGGAGGUCUCCUCCUCCGCCCUCGGCGGCGAGGCUGGCGGACUGGCCACGAUGACAUCAUCAGGAGGUGCCGCGCUAGCGCCUGUGGGCGGGGAGGCGGUAGAGAUCUCCGUGGUGACCAGGUCCAGCAGCUCAGAAGUCUCUUCCGGAAUGUCCACUGGAGGGACUGUGGAGUCGUGA